GCAAUUUAUCAAUAAAAUAGGCAUUGUGAUAUUCCAAACGCAAAGUACAAAAAUCCCAAUGAAUAUGUGGCACACAAGAAAUGAAUUACUUCAACAUAACCUUAUUUAAGUUUAUGAAUGUAAUAAAACUUUAUUUGUAAUCAAUAAUCAAGAAUGAGGCAGAAGUUUCAACAGUAUUAUGUUUAGAGAGUAUGUGCAUCUAAUAAUUUUAAAAAUAUAAGUGGUUAAGGUUAAGCAUAGAUACCUAAUCCCAACAAUGAGUCAUAUGUCACCAUUCCGUAUGAAUGUUCCUAACAUGGACCUACCAAGUAGUGUAGCAAAUCCCAAGAAAAGGAGAAAAAAUGUACAAAAUUCUGGGCCACCACCAACUAACAUACAAGAUUUGCUACCCCCUCCAUUAUCUGGUUAUGGAGAUACUAUUGUGGCAUCGAAUCCCUUUGAUGAUUGUCCCAGUUCCAUGGGACACCAUACCAUGGGUAUGGUAAGAAAUUCUGGCCCUAUGGGAAUGGGUGGUCCAAUGCAAGGACCUCCACCUGGUGCAAACAUGCCUGGAAUGCCUCCAGGUGUAAAUAAUAUGAAUAUGUGUGGACCUAUGGGACCUAGAAUGGGUAUGGGCUCCCCAAUGAUGCAUAGUCCCAAUGCACAUCCUAAUUCAAUGAUGAACAGUCACAUGAUGAUGAAUGGACCCAGGAUGCAACACAUGGGAGGACCAGGACCUGGUGGGCCAGGACCUGGAGGUCCAGGUCCAGGACCACAUGGUCAUGGGGGACCACAUGGCCAUGGACCACCUCACAUGAUGGUAAGUCCUAAUGGACCCAUGCAUGGAAUGACCGGCCCACCAAUGCACAGUCCAAUUGGGGGAAUGGGACCAAUGCAAGGACCUGGAGGAAUGGGACCUGGUCCCAAUGGACCUAUGGGAAGCCCAAUGGGUCAUGGAGGGCCAAUGAAUGGUGAUAUGCACAACCCCAUGAAUGGUCCACCAAUGGGAAACAAUGGUCCAAUGGGAAAUAAUGGACCAAUGGGGAAUAAUGGACCAAUGGGAAAUAAUGGACCAAUGGGAAAUAAUGGACCAAUGGGCAACCAUGGUCCAGGAGGAAUGCCAAUGACAGCCCCAAAUGGCCCCAUGAGUGGUCCUCCACAGUCCAUGAAUAACAAUAAUUUUAUGAUGUCACCUAUGAAUAAUAUGUAUUCAAAACCAAUGCCUGUGAGUGCAGGAAAAAUUUACCCAUCUGAUCAACCAAUGGUUUUUAAUUCUCAAAAUCCAAAUGCACCUCCAAUUUAUCCUUGUGGAGUCUGCCACAAAGAGGUUCAUGACAAUGAUCAAGCAAUACUAUGUGAAAGUGGAUGCAACUUUUGGUUUCACAGGGGAUGUACUGGUUUAACAGAGGGGGCCUAUCAAAUGCUAACAGCUGAAGUUUAUGCAGAAUGGGUAUGUGAUAAAUGUCUCCAUUCCAAAAAUAUACCUAUGGUUAAGUUCAAGCCAUAAAUAAGCUAAAUUAUGCAAUUAAUAUCUUUGAAGACUGAAGACACCCUAAUCUGGACCUGUUUGUUAACUUAUUUAUUUUCAUUUUUAUGUAAUCUCAAAUUAUUAGUUUAGGCAUAUUAUUUUUAACCAGUGUAUUAUCAUGUACUAAAUUAUUUAUUUUGCUUUUUGUGUAAUAUUUUAAACCUAGGAUUUAUAACUGCCAGUUUUAGAUGCCGUCACUAUAAUAAUUAUAUAAAAUGUACAUAUUAAAUUCAAAUUAAUGCUAGACCUGUAAAUAUUAAAUACGCAUAGAUUUUAGACAAUUCAAAACAUUUUUAGCUUAAUUUAGUCUGUAAAUAUCCAUUUGUAUAAAAAAUAAGAAAUAUACUCGUAUAUUAAUAAUAUUCAAAAGUACAGUCAUGGCCUUUUUUAAAUUUGUUCUUAUAGUUCCACAACAUAAUAAUUAUUAUUAUUAAUAAUAAUAAAAACAGUUUAUUUGUCUCAAAAAACUAAAAUGUUUACAGAGAGACACCUCUCUGCCAUGAUUGUACACUAUUUUAUAAAAAUAAACAUUAGUACACUUAAUAACACAAUAGAUCUUAUAUAACAGGCAAUUUUUUUUUAUAUUAACCGCUUUAUUAUUAUUAAAAGGUAAGGUUUUUUUGCAUUUAUAUGAUUAAAAAACGUUUGUGUAAGGAGUAUAUUAUUAAUAUCAGGACAAAUACGAAAACUACUGAAAAUAACCCAAAUAAAAACAAUUGGUUUAAUAAAAUAAUCUCUGAAUUAUAUGUGUGAUUAAUCAAAUAGGUAACAAGUUCACACAAAAAGUUGCUCAAUUCAUAUAAGAACCCGUCACCUAUACAUAAAAGUAACUGGAUGCAAUGUGAGAAUUUACUAUUUUUCAUGUUUUGUUUAUAUUUAGAUUGUCACAAUUGCGGUUCUCACAGAAAAUCACUCGUUUCAUUUUUGCUUACAGUAAUAUUUGUUUUAUGUUUAUACACAGGGCCGGCGGCAAAGGUUGGUACGAUGGGUACUACUACACACCUGAAAUCCUCAAAUUUAAAUUACUCCUGAGUAACCACCUGCAAAUUUGGCCAAAUUAUAAAAAAACUUAAUUCGACCCUCAAAUAUAUCAUGCAAUACAAACUACCACAGAGUGUACUAACUACUAGUUUUGUUUUUAGAACCUCUAAACAACUAUUGUACUAUAAUAGUUAAUAACUAUAGGCUAAAAUCUUUUUGCUGGCCCUGUGUUUACAAGUAGGUAUUGCUAUA
Brassicogethes aeneus is the source of this 2740-nucleotide messenger RNA. NCBI's taxonomy places the organism in Eukaryota, Metazoa, Arthropoda, Insecta, Coleoptera, Nitidulidae. The record is from the annotation of a GenBank genome assembly.